GUUCUUCAGCACCUGUGGCAGCAGCAGCGAGUCGAGUGACCCCGCUCCAGGCCGACCGGCUUCACCUGUACAUGGAGACCCCCAGCUGGGCAGGAAACACGUUGUGUAAGUCAGGAAGCAUUGCCGUCUUCGGGAACGUGGUGUACAGCGGCCUGCUGAACGAGCACCUCUGGCAUUUGGGAGUGCCCCUCUUUACGAGACUGGGUAACCAAGAGGCCACCAACCCUCCUGAAGCGAUGGCCCAGCCCUACACCCCGGCCCAGUACCCGCCUCCCCCACAGAAUGGCAUCCCCGCGGAGUUUGCGGCGCCGCACCCGCUCCCGACGCAGGACUACACCGGGCAGAGCCGGGUGCCCGAGCACGCCAUGACCCUGUACACGCCCACACAGACGCACAGCGAGCCGGCCGGCACUGACAACAGCACGCCCGCCAUCACCGCCACCACGACCGCACCGGUCAGUGCCGCUCAUCACCUGCAAACACUGUUCUCAACAUGCUGUCAGCAAACAGAUGACGUGACGCAAACGGAGGGCUCUCAGCAGCUCCAGCUCCAGCACUCAGACUCUUCAGAGAAGCAGCAGCCGAAGAGGUUACACGUCUCCAACAUUCCCUUCCGCUUCCGGGACCCAGACUUGAGGCAAAUGUUCGGGCAAUUUGGAAAGAUUUUAGAUGUGGAGAUUAUCUUUAAUGAGCGAGGAUCCAAGGGCUUUGGGUUUGUAACUUUUGAAACGAGCACAGACGCCGAUCGCGCACGGGAGAAACUAAACGGUACAAUCGUAGAGGGACGCAAAAUCGAGGUGAACAACGCAACCGCACGAGUGAUGACAAACAAAAAGGUGGCCAACCCUUACACAAACGGCUGGAAGCUGAACCCGGUAGUAGGAGCCGUCUACGGGCCUGAACUGUACGCCGUAACAGGGUUUCCCUACCCUGCCACAGGCGCUACGGUGGCCUACAGGGGUGCCCACUUGCGGGGAAGGGGACGGGCUGUGUACAACACAUUCCGCACAGCUCCACCACCUCCACCAAUCCCUGCUUAUGGAGCGGUGGUGUACCAGGAUGGCUUCUACGGCGCGGAGAUCUAUGGCGGCUAUGCAGCAUACAGAUUUGCCCAACCCACCACCACCGCUGCUUACAGUGACAGCUAUGGCAGAGUCUAUGCAACAGCAGACCCCUACCACCACACGAUUGGCCCUGCCGCCACAUACAGUGUGGGGACCAUGUAAAUACAAAACGAAGAGCUGUACUCAGUAUUGAUGGACAUCACAGAUGAAAACAACGAAGAGCGGAGAACUAGCUUUAAGAAAAUAACACAAGAAGAAGACGAAAAGGAGUCCCUCUACUGAGGCUGGCGAGGGAAGACGGGAGGCGUACAAAGUGGCGCCACGGCAGUGGUGUCAACCAGCCACAAACUUGACAGAUGGAGUGAGCCAGUUUCCACCAGGGACCACCUUUUUGCCGGGUAGAAAAAAGACAGAGAGAGAAGGAAGUGUCCCAUUAUUAUAAAACAUUUUAUUUUUCUAUACUUUUGUGAUUUACAAUGGUAAAAAAAAAAAAGUGUGUAUAAAGCAGUAUAUAUGUACAAAUCUGUUUUUAUGUUUUUUGGUAAGGGAGAUGAACAGUUGGCCCUUGAUGCUGAUUCUGUGGUAUGCAGGAAGGAGGAGGGAGGAUGAUCCUCCCCCAACCCCCACCUCCUCUCUCUAUGGCACACUGCUCUGAGGUCGUGUAAAAAAAAAAAAAAAAUACAAAUAAAACAUGAAAUGAAAGAAAAAAAAACAACAACAAAAAACAAAAAGGUGGCAGGGAGCGCUCGGCAUCCAAGGCAGAUGCACUUUCUACGCUGUACUUCCUGCGGCCGGAGUCUCGCGGCUCCGCCUUCUUCCUUCCAACCUCCUUCCUUCCUUUCCUUCGUUUUCUGGGCCGACGGAGAUGACGCCGCCGCCGCUUCCUGCUUGUCGCGGCGUCGUCGGCCCGCAGCGCCUACUGUUAGCAGCGUCCCCCGUGGAUACUGUCGUGAUGUCACUUCCUUUUUUGGCAGCACCAUUGGGCAUCCCCGCCCUCCCCAAUGGGCAGCGACACUGGUUUACAGCUUUGGGGAGUGGGGGGGUUGAGCCACGGCGGGACGGUGAGACGGUAUACAGCCGAGCCUCCCCGUCUGCCCCUCUCCACGCCCCAGCAGAGGUCACUGACUUAAGGACUACUUCGAGAAAAAUGGCGCAGAAGCCACUGACUUUGUUCACCUGCCAGACUCCGAGCCCAAGCCUUUGUGUCACCGUGCACCGACGGACGAACUGUCAGACCAACACGAAAACAAGGUGCGUACAACUACCAAGGAUGCACGUUUCCAUCCGACGAGAAUAACUCAUCAACAUCCAUGUAACAAAUUGAAUUAUAAUCGAGUAAUCCCAUUGUACUACAUCAGCAGGUGCAUAACCAAAACACAAGCCUGAGGCAUAUAGACUGUGUCGCUAGAUAAAACAUUAUAGAAAUACAGUAGUGCCCAUCCAACAGUAUCAAAGGAACGAGGGCUGAAAUAUGUGAUUUCUUUCGUCAAUGUAUUCUGAGAAUAUUUGUGUUUUUUUUUUUUUUUCAGCACUCAAAACUUUUGAACAGAAAAAAAGCGUUUUAAUUUUGUGAAAGCAGAACCUUAAUUCUUUAUAUCAGGAGUCACUGUAAACGUGUUUAAUCAAGAAUGUUGGUUCAGUUUUUGAAUGUACUUUAAUGUCUAGGGUGUCCAAUAAGUAUGUAUUCUUUUUUCUGUAUAUAAAUAUAUAUACAUAUCUAUUAUAUGGGCUGUGGUGAUGUCAGGGAAUAGAGGGGGUGGCAGGAAAGCCUCCGGCCCCCCGAGCAUAGUUAUCAGAACCCCCUCCAACUAAAUAUGUCCCUGAUAUUUACUGUAACAUGUGACCAUGUGCUAUAUGAUUGAAAGUGUGACGGUGAUAGUGUGAACUGAUCUCCCCUGAAUCCCACCUUUGCCACAAACACACGCACUGUGCAGAUUCUCACAGACGAACAACACAUGCUGGAUUUACAGACUCGACCCCGAACAUCGUUGCCCCGCUCAGAGCAAAGCGUCAUCUCCCCACUUUCUAGCUGAUCCUUCAGAGACAAAAAAAAAAAGGUUUACAUCUGCAGCAACUCUGACCCUGCAACCUGGAGCUGCAAAGACUUCCUAAUUAGCGUAAGGUGUUGUGGGUGUCGGAUAAAAAGUUUAUGAAUAUUGAUUUCUCUUUCUUACUCGAACCAAAGUAUGAUUUGAACACGCGGGCUCAGUGCUCUUUGAUCAGGAGACAGCGGGACUCUUAGAUGACGGCGGAGCCCGGAUGCAUAUUGACGUGACCCAGAUUUCAUUCACUCGUCGCUGCGGAGGAAGAGCUCACUUUUCAGCCGAUCUAACGAGCUGUGCUGAAGAAGCCCGGCUCGCGGCUUCCUGUGGCGGCCUCGGUUUACGAACCGCUGGUCUCAUGCUGGCCGUGGUGGGCGGGCGGUUGGUUUUUACUGCAUAUUGGAUAUAACCUGCUGGCCCUGAGGAGAAACUUUUUACUUUUUUUUUCUUUUUUUUUUUUUUUUUAAUCAGAGGUGAGCAGGUUUGGGUGAAGCACAACUUAGUUUGAGAGUUCAGGGUACACUACUUGGUUAGUGGUGGUUUGCGGAGAGGGAAAGAAUAGCUUAAGCUCCUGACUUCCUGUACAAAACUACACAGUGUACUGUUAAUAUUCUGUACAGUAAAUCUCACCUCACACUUCUUGAUUAACUUUCAUCCUCUUUCAGGUUAAAAAUAACAAAAAAAAAAAUAGACUACUUGUUCUGAAUCAGGGCUCCUACCCACACGACCUCUGUUCAUCUGUAGACAGCUUCCCAUAUAUUACAGAGUAUCUAUAUCAUGGCAACUAACUGUUGUGAAGUCUAAUUGGGGUAAACUCGGUCAUUUGUUCUCCCGCACAGCUUCCAUCUGCAGAUUUAGCAUCUUCAUACCUGUUGGUUUGUUUCUGAGAGUCAACUGAUUGUUCUGGCCUACUUACGGCUCCGCAGACUGGAGGUGGGUCAGAAAACUCAGGAGCAGGUUGGAGUUUUAGUUUGCCGAGAACUUCCAGGGAGCCAGAGAUAAAGAGCCACAGUUUGUUUUCCUCUUUCGUUUCGUCACAUAGCUGGAACUUGUCCACUGAAUUAUCUAUGCAUAUUGCAACAAAAACACUUUGAUGUCAUGUGUGAUGGGCACAUUUUCUGAAAGAACACUGUUGUGUACUUAUUCUAGUUAGCUACUAGCAGAUCAAAUCUGACGGGAUGAAGCUGGUAUUAUUAUUAUUAUUACGUGUUUUAGUUUUGUCAACAAAUCUUAAGAAAAAGUGAAAAAAAUGUGUGUUUGUCUCCGUACUCUGACUUAGUUACACUGUUUUUACAAACGAGAAAAAGCUAAACAAAAAGUGUAGUUUUUAGCAGAUGUUACUCUAAUAGUAGGUAAGCUCAAGUGCAUUUCUUGGGGACUAUUUUCAGCAGCGGAUGAAUUCACAAAAGGUGCUGUUGUGAGUGUUUGUGUCGGCAGACGUGAUAAAGGAACGUUUCUCCACCUGCAGCAGUGUCGAUGUAUUUUACUUUAGGGAACCAUGGAGGUCUGUGCAUCUCUGUUCUGGUUCAACCUUUUUAAAUGCUGUUUUUAUCAUUUAUUUUGGGUUUUAAAAAUCAAAGGACGUAGCAUUACUUUGGAGGAGUGAUGCAAAAGAUAUCAAGCUGUCUCUGCUUUAGUUUAUGCAAACCAAAAGAACAAAAAAAAAAAGAUUGGAGGUUUGAAAAUAGCAACAUUUGCAGUGAAUUGUGCAAAAGAAAUGACACAAUCUUCAUUUGUUUCUCGUAUUAACUGUUGUAGAUGUAGAAAUAGGAAAUAGGGGCUGUGUGCAAUGUUGCCAAUCUAAGUAUUCUCCUGAUGUUUACCAACAGCUCAUUUUCACAGAGGAAAAAAAAAAAAAAGAACACUGAACCAACGACACUUCUGUCACUUCUUCUACAGUACUUGUUUCAAACGUAUAUGCAGCUUUGCAGCGAACUUUAAACUGCAGGUUUUGUAAAAAAAACAAUUAAAUAAAAAUGAAGCAAAAACAAAUUGAAGAGAAGAUAAAACUCCUUUUAGAGAUGUGGUAAAGGAGAGUCCCAUCCAGCUUGCAGGUUAGCUCCUGUACUACAGCUCUUAAUGCAUGAAGGUAUUUUGUUAUAUUUUUUCCAUUUACCCGCUACAGCUCCCAUGAAAACUCUCGUUGACAGUGUGUAGCUGCCACAGCCUCAUGUGAGCUGUAGUUGAAAACCAAGAAAAAAAAAAAAAUGUAUAAAAGAUGAAUUUUAUUGCCUUAGAAUUUUUAUCCAGUUGAUAUGAGAAAUACUAAAUAGAUUUUAAAUGUUUUAAUGGAAGUAGUUAGACGUUAGCAGUGUUGAUAGCUGCACCAGCAGCAGUGGUGAGGUCUACAUUGGGGGAAAAUACUGUUUUUUAACUUUUAGGGCCGUUUUUGUUUUCCACUGUGGUUGUUUGUCUCUGCUCGCUGGCCAACACUCUGAACCCGAAACUGCGUCCAGAGCAGUCCUGCCUUUGAGGAAAAGGAAAAGGCCGAUCUAAAACUCCAGCCUGCGCCGUAGCAGUGGGAUGGAGCGGGGGGUGGGGUGGGGUUACAGCGACCCUCCCUUCCUUCCUUCAGAUGCCUUUAAGUUUAAAAACAACAACAACAACAAAAAAAAAAAGACUGGUCCUGAUCUUCCUGAGCACGACUGCUUGAGCUGUGACACUCGCAGGCUGCCCCUCGCUUCCAUCACACCCCACACAGCACCCUCCCAUCCCCAGCCUUCAAGUAUGUGAGUCUACUGGCCCCUUUUGUAUUCCUGGUGUUCUGUACAUAAUAACCUUCCCCCCCAAAACUGAUCUUACUUCCUUCAGCUGUCCUUUCAGGGGGAAAAAGAAGAAGAAAGAAAGAAAGAAAGAAAAAAAAAUACAUUAAAAAGAAAAAAAAACGGACUAUCCUCUGACUCCCGAAAUCUUGUAUUUUGUUCUAACGAUGACAAAAUUUAUUUAUAAGGGAUUUUUUUAAAAUCUAUCUCUUUCUCCUUUUUGUAAAUGUUCCAGUUAAAUAAUGUUUAAAAAUGUUAAAAAACUAAAUGGAUAUAUUGAAAGGUUAAAAAAAAAAAAUGUCUCUAGAAGUCCCUGCCCCCUCCUCUGGCUCUGUACUCUGAACUUUGUGUUUUUGUUUUUUCUCUUUCUGUAUGCUUCUCUUUACGUGCUUCAGAUGAAGAGUUCUAUUUAUUAUGACAUCAACGUUAUUAUAAUUAUGACUAAUUAUUAAUAUUAUCAUCCUCAUCAUCCUCAUUAUUAUCAUUAAUAAACUUGUCUACUUCA
This is a messenger RNA of Fundulus heteroclitus (mummichog), 6373 nucleotides long. It is a transcript of the gene rbfox1, whose product is annotated as RNA binding fox-1 homolog 1. Gene Ontology annotation, molecular function: mRNA binding. The transcript is spliced from 13 exons. NCBI's taxonomy places the organism in Eukaryota, Metazoa, Chordata, Actinopteri, Cyprinodontiformes, Fundulidae. Bases 72 to 1226 code for a protein of 384 amino acids. Gene Ontology annotation, cellular component: nucleus; cytoplasm. The record is from RefSeq and is a predicted model, not a curated record. Gene Ontology annotation, biological process: regulation of alternative mRNA splicing, via spliceosome; nervous system development.